UGUAUGGUGUUAGGAGUUUAUCACCAAGGGGUCGUAACUCCGACGUGUUUCUUUGCGAUUUUCCGCUUUUUUGCUCCGGUUCUUCUCAUAUGUUUCUACGUUUUUUCACAUGGUUAUAUAUUUCUGAAGCCAGGAAACAUGGUGAUUCAGUGUGAAUACUGUAUGGUGACUGUUCCUUCAGAGGAGGCCAUGAAGGACCAUGUGAAGGGGAAGCGCCACAUCCGUGUGAUCGAGGCCUGCAAGCUGCGGCAGAAACAAGCCAGCCUCACUGUCUUUACAAAGGGCUUCAGCGAUGACACCACUGAAGACGAACUCAGAACAUAUUUCUCCAAGUUUGGCAAAGUGGAGAAAAUUUUCAUGGAGUACAAGAGGGGCCUGUUUGCCAUGGUUGAAUAUGCUGAGGAAGAGUCUGUCACAGCUGCCAUUGCUCACACUGAACAUGAACUGAAGGGGGACAAGAUCGUGGUGAACCCCCGCAAGGUGAACCAGACCCCCCGCUGGGUGCUGAAGGAGAGGAAGAUGAAGGCCAGACAGAAUGCCAGGGUCAAGGCUGCCAAGGAGAACAAGAAGGCCAUUGCUGUCAACAAGGAGGAGCUGUUGCUGAAACUCAAAAGUGCUGAAUCAAUUGUGGACCAGAUGCGGGUGCUGGCGGACUUUGUCCGUAUGACGGAUGAGGAGAUCACACAGAAGCAGGGCAUCUGUGACAUACUCAGUGCAGCGCUCACAAAGUUCUUUCCAGCCUGCUCUGUGCAUCAGUUUGGCUCCUCUGUGAAUGGGUUCGGAGUGAAGGGUUGCGAUGUUGACAUAUACCUGGACUUCCAUGAUGACCAAGAAGAGGCCCUCAAUCUCCCAGAUUCCCAGGCCCCUGUGAAGCUGCCGUACCACCGAGACAUCCAGUCCCUGAAGAGGACCGAGGGCCCUCUGACCUCCGCUGACCUCCAGCUGAUGACAGCGUAUGACAAGGUGAAGCUGGUGUCCCGCAUCCUGGUGGAGCAUGCCCCCGGCUGCAACAACAUCAUCGUCAUCCCCAGCGCCAGGUGUCCCCUCAUCAAGUUCACUCACGAACCUUCGGGCAUCAAGUGUGACCUCUCCAUCAACAACAAACUGGCGUUGCGUAACACUCGGCUGCUGCAGCUGUGUAGCCGGAUCGACGAGCGUGUGGGGCUGCUGGUCUAUACUGUCCGCUACUGGGCCAAGGUCAAGGAGAUUGCUGGAAACAUCAACUCAGGCCCUCGUCUGUCCAACUACGCUCUCACAUUCCUCGUGGUUCAAUACCUCCAGAAUCUCGCCACUCCCAUAUUACCAACAACCAGUAGACUGGCGGAACUGGCAGGCAAGGAGAAGGUGGUCAUUGAUGGCUGGGACUGUUCCUAUCUGGAUGAGCCGGAAACAUUCACAUCAUCGGCUAACACGUGGUCCGGAGAGGAUCUGUUGAGGGGCUUCUUUGAGUACUACUCCAACUUGGACUUCAGCACGGUCGUGUUACAAACCCGCACUGGUCACAUCCUCCCAGUACAGCAGAUGCUGGAACAGCCCAACACCGAGUCACAGACAUUCAAGAUUGGGCCAAUCAGCAUCCAGGACCCAUUUGUCCUGGACCACAACAUUGGUGGAAACGUAACUGAAAAGAUCAAGCAGAAGAUUUCGGAGGAGUUCCAGAUCGCAGCCAAGAAAUGUGAGCAGUGGUCCAACGUGGUGGCCGAGGUACAGUUGGGGCUGGUGGACCUGCUCGGUGUGGACGUACCAGCGGAACUAGAGGAGGAGCUGACGAGGCUGCGAGACCUGGAUGAGGAGAAGGAGGAUGACCACAGCUUCACCGUCAUCUUGAAGGUGGCGCAGCUACCAGCUGAAGCCUUCAAGAAUCCCCAGACACCUGACUUCCGACUGAACUGGUGUUUUAAGGUGUGCCUAUUCAUACAGCGAGUCCUCGAGACCAUUCUCAUGUUUGAGACUGAAAUUCUCGCCCAGACAAUAUCGGGAGACGUGCCCACGGAAAAAAUGGAGGUUGAUCCAGAGUCGAAAAUGGAUAAUUCUCAAGCAAAACCAACUGUAAAAAAUACUAGUCCUAAAAAUUCAUCGGAGCAGAAAUCAGGAACUCCCAGUAAAGGAGCUGCAGGGAUGAAGGAGCCCAUGGUUGCCCCAGGAGUGAAGUUGGAACCAGGCAUGGCUCCCCUCGGAUCUCCCCAGUCCCCAAGCCUCCACAUGGAGCUGAUGUGUAGCUCCUGCUGCCGGACCUGGAGCGGGCGGAAGACGCUGAGACGCGAGGUGAUGGAAGGUGAGCUGGACGGGUUGGAGCUCGAGCGGGAGAUCUCCGAGAAGAUCAUAGAGAGCGAUGGAUUCUCACCGAAAUAUGUAGUGCAGUUCCGUUGUGACAUUGACACUGUUGUUAAGACAUCCAAAACAGCGGUCAUCCUAAAACUCGAGCCCACCGACGAGGGCAAGGAGUUCUCCUGUUUCUACCCUUUCUUCAAGACAUUGAUUCGAAGGUUGGUGGAUAAAAAUCUGUAUGAAACUUGGUAGGGGAAGGUUUCAAGUUUGGAAACAAGUUGCUUCUCAGAAGAACUCUGAACAUAGCUGUUCGUUUCAUUAUUUCACGUUGAUCAUGUUGAUGAUGAUUGAAGGCUCAUUAUUGAUGUAGGAAAACAUCCCUUUAUAUAAAAUAUGCUGAAGUUUUCAUUUCGGUCAUUAUUUUCAUAAACAUAUCUCAUUUAAGACCUAUUUUCUUAUUUUGACAUUUAUUGAAAGGUUGAGAUUAUGGAGCCAUUGUGAGUUGCAUGAGGCUCACGUGGCCUCAUCUUCCCAAGGCAAGCACGUCCACUAGCCUUUUAUCAAAAUUUAGUUUUCACCCUUGCCACAUCAAGCCCACUUUCCUGUGCUAAAUAUCAUUGGAAUAUCGCACAUAUUGGUAGUCCAAUCAGAGAAUGUUUCACAUCACCAUCCAUGACUGGUUCACCUUCGUAUGAAAGUGAUUUACCGCUGCCUGUCUUUGUUGACACGUCUUCUUCAUCUUUUAAACCAAUGUUUUUGUGUUGGGGAUGCAAUCGCGAAUGUUUUUAUCAUAUGAUCGGCUAGGUCGUCGCCUAUGGUAGUCGCCAUCUUUGUACAGCUAUAUGAGAUAGGAACAUCGUUCUGAUUGGAAAACUCUUUUUCAUUACAAGGGGCACAAUUCGUAAUCUACGCGAGGUGGCGCCAGGGUCGAGCUAAGAAAAGUGAUCUCGAUGUGGCAAGGGUAGAAACUAGGCUUUGAUAUAGGCUAGUGAACACACUUGCCUCGGGGAGGUCUUUGUUGUAGUUGUGACUGAAGUGGUUAUGCAAGUUGUUCUCCCAGACAUGUCGUAGAUAUGAUUAUUAGAAUAUCUUAUACCUGAUUUUGAUUCUAUGAUCUGUAUGUUUUUUUAGGCUGAAAAAUAUGAAGGCUUGUUGAUUCAUUAAUUUGAAACUGAUUUUAUGAGGAUCUUUUCGAUGUGCAUUUGCAUAUGUAUCUUAAGAGAAAGAAGAAUUAUUUUCAGAAUGUGGAGGGCACUUCUGUUACUGAUUUGGAAUGGUUUUGAAUAAGUUUACUAAUGUUCUGAUACAGAUGAUAUAUAUGAAUUGUCCUCCACAUGCAGCUGUUGUGUCACUUGCAGAUGAUCAUAUGUAAUUCUCAGAGCUCUGAUCGCAGCUGAUCAUAUGUAAUGCUCAGAGCUCUGAUCACAGCUGAUCAUAUGUAAUUCUCUGAGCUCUGAUCACAGCUGAUCGUAUGUAAUUCUCAGAGGUCUGAUCACAGCUGAUCGUAUGUAAUUCUCAGAGCUCUGAUUGUAGCUGAUCAUAUGUAAUUCCCAGACCUCUGAUCACAGCUGAUCAUAUGUAAUUCCCAGACCUCUGAUCACAGCUGAUCGUAUGUAAUUCUCAGAGGUCUGAUCGCAGCUGAUCAUAUGUAAUUCUCUGAGCUCUGAUCACAGCUGAUCGUAUGUAAUUCUCAGAGGUCUGAUCGCAGCUGAUCAUAUGUAAUUCUCUGAGCUCUGAUCACAGCUGAUCGUAUGUAAUUCUCAGAGGUCUGAUCGCAGCUGAUCAUAUGUAAUGCUCAGAGAUCUGAUCGCAGCUGAUCAUACGUAAUUCCCAGACCUCUGAUCACAGCUGAUCAUAUGUAAUGCUCAGAGCUCUGAUCGCAGCUGAUCAUAUGUAAUUCCCAGACCUCUGUUCACAGCUGAUCAGAUGUAAUGCUCAGAGCUCUGAUCGCAGUUGAUCGUAUGUAAUUUCAGAGCUCUGAUUGCAGCUGAUCGUAUGUAAUUCUCAGAGCUCUGAUCGCAGCUGAUCAUGUUCAAUGCUCAGAGCUCUGAACAAUAUUAUCUGUGGAGGUCCGUUUCCGAAGGGAUAUUUAGAUAUGUAUUUUAAUGUUUAAUGAUCAAUGUAAAACAUUUAAAGGAUGAAAUGUGUGCCUGUAAUAUUUCUGUGACCCCUUGCAGAUGUUUGUUCUACCCUUAGGCAUGAGGCAAAGGGUAUUUUUUUGUUUCAAAGACAUCUUACUAAGGCAUAGCAAUUAACACAAGGCCUAAACUAAGUUGCAGAAAUCCACCUGUGGAGAUUCCAGAUCAGAAUAGGCCCAGUACCCCAUGCUUGUCUCUUAAUGGAGUUUCCAGAUCAGAAUAGGCCCAGUACCCAUGCUUGUCUCCUUAUGGAGAUUCCAGAUCAGAAUAGGCCCAGUACCCCAUGCUUGUCUCCUUAUGGAGAUCCUAGAUCAGAAUAGGCCCAUGACCCCAUGCUUGUCUCCUUAUAGGGGUUUCCAGAUCAGAAUAGGCCCAGUACACCCUGCUUGUCUCCUUAUGGAGAUCCUAGAUCAGAAUAGGCCCAUGACCCCAUGCUUGUCUCCUUAUGGAGAUUCCAGAUCAGAAUAGGCUCAGUACCUCAUGCUUGUCUCCUUAUGGAGAUUCCAGAUCAGAAUAGGCCCAGUACCCCAUGCUUGUCUCCUUAUGGAGAUCCAAGAUCAGAAUAGGCCCAGUACCCCAUGCUUGUCUCCUUUUAAUGAUUCCAGAUCGAAAUAGGCCCCAGUACCCCAUGCUUGUCUCCUUAUGGAGAUCCUAGAUCAGAAUAGGCCCAUGACCCCAUGCUUGUCUCCUCAUGGAGAUUCCAGAUCAGAAUAGGCCCAGUACACCCUGCUUGUCUCCUUAUGGAGAUUCCAGGUCAGAAUAGGCCCAGUACCCCAUGCUUGUCUCCUUAUGGAGAUUCCAGGUCAGAAUAGGCCCAGUACCCCAUGCUUGUCUCCUUUUAAUGAUUCCAGAUCAGAAUAGGCCCAGUCCCCCAUGCUUGUCUCCUUAUGGAGAUCCAAGAUCAGAAUAG
Molecule: messenger RNA, 5316 nt
Organism: Haliotis rufescens (red abalone)
Lineage: Eukaryota; Metazoa; Mollusca; Gastropoda; Lepetellida; Haliotidae
Product: speckle targeted PIP5K1A-regulated poly(A) polymerase-like
Exons: 11
Coding region: 4-2520 (838 amino acids)
Molecular function (GO): RNA binding; poly(A) RNA polymerase activity
Source: RefSeq, a predicted model, not a curated record